CCGGGCCGCGCCGCGCCGCUUCGGCAGCUCUUUGUUGUCUCUGCCGGUUCGUGGCAGCGGCGAGAUGUCACAGGAGAGCCUGCUCGGCAUGGAUGAGGGCGCGCUGCGGAAGCUGCUGGAGGCAACGCUGGACCUGGCUGAGCGGCGCCGCAUCCGCUCGGCCAUCAGGGAACUGCAGCGGCAGGAGCUGGAGCGGGAUGAAGAGGCGCUGGCAUCUAAGCGUUUCCGCCCAGAACGUGGCAGCCACCAGCAGGACAACAAGGAGAACUGGCCACGGUCCCGGCACCUGGAGGAGGAGCAGCAGGCAGCCCUGGCCACCUUGUCCCGGCAGCUUGAAGCCAUCACCGAUGUGGAAGAGCUGACAAAACUGCUGCGGGCAGCAGGUGAGUACGAGGAGCGCAAGCUGAUCCGAGCUGCCAUCCGCAAGCUACGGGCUGAGGAGAUCGAAGCUGCAACCCUGGCUGGGAAUGCACAGAGCACGCAGAGGGUCGGCAGUGAGUCCUGCACUGUGCCUGGGGAUGUGAAAAGCAGUCGGAGGGAUGAUGCUGAAACACCAGCCCUGGCUGGGAGGGAGAAGAGCAGCCAGAGGGGUAACAUCGAGCUGCCAGCCCUGGCAGGGUGCGGGGAGAGCUGUGGUGAGGCCAGUGCCGAGCCCUUGGACACAGCCAGGAGCAGGGAGAGCAGCCAGCAGGAUGAUGCAGAGCCACCAGCACUGGCCGGGCCAGAGGAGAGUGGCCAUGGAGGGGCUGCAGAGCAGCCCACUGCCCAGGAGCCCAGCAGUUCAGCGGCCCGUGAGCAAGAUGACAUGGUGAACCAGGAAUGCAUCCCAGGUGGGAUGCAGGAGCUACACAGCUGGCAGGCAGGAGACUCCCAGAAAUCCAGCACCCAGGCUGCAGUUUCAGGUACCCUGGUGCUCCUGGAGCUGCAGCUGGCCCCAGAGCCUGUUCCACAGCUCAAAGAUGCUGGCAAGGACCUGAAUCGGGGUCAGCUGUGCUCCCCAGUUACUGCCCAACCCAAUGGGCACCAGGCAGCCUGGAAAGAUGGGAGCCCAGGCAGCCCUGCCACCACCCAGGAGCCCAGUGAGCAGCAAAGCCACCGAGUGGAGCAGCCCCCCCCCAGCCAGCCCAGUUCUGGCAGCCAGCUUGGUACCGCGGUGCAUGGUCAUGUGCCAGGGCCAGCCGGGAGGUGCAGGGAGCAGUCAUCGGUGGCAGUGCCAACCCAGGAUGUGGCAGGGACCCCGGCUCGCCUGAACACUCACCAGUGGGAGCAGACAUCCUCCUCCCUGCGCCUGCCUGGCCGCACAGAGCCGAACCCCGCCGCUCCGCCGCUGCGGGCUGCCUCCGUGCGGGAGCGCGCCCAGCGGUUCGUCCCUGCCGGCGCGGGGCCGGCCCCCAGCGCCGCGGCAGCGGCGGGGGGACGGGCCAGGCCCGGCCAAUGGCAACGGGGGCCACGCACGGCCACGCCAGGGCCCUCUCAAAACUCGCGGGGCUGCGGCGGAGGAGGCGCAGAGCAGUGCCCGGCCUCGGUCGCCGCCGGUCGCAGUCCUGGCCUCGACGGCAUGAAGACCUACUUCACUAUCGAGAUCAAGGAUGGGCGCGUGCAGCCCCUCACACCUCGCGUCCUGGCCACUCCUGGCAGCCAGCGGGCAGAGGUGACCCUGGGGCUGCGGAGCACCCCCAUCCGCAUCACUACCAUCCCCAGCAGUGUCAGCAGUAUCUGCAACAUCAGCAGCAAUGUCACCAAGGACCCUUGCGCCCACUUUGAGGGCACUGAGGAGCUCAGCGGCCCCGUGGCCCAUCCGCCCACUUUCUCCAGCACUCGCCAGCAAUCAGCCCUGCAUCUCUCCCGGAGCAACAGUGGUAUGGAACCAGAGAUGGUAGAGCAGCCCCAGGCACCAAGGCUGGAGUCAGAGCUGCCCAACGGCAUGGAGAAGGUCCAAGUGAGGGAGAUGGAGAGAAGAAGCAAACUGAACGUUGAGGAACUGAACAGGAUUGAGGAUGAGGAUAUUCUGGAUAAGAUGCUGGAUCAGACAACAGACUUUGAGGAGCGGCGACUGAUCCGAAAUGCCAUGCGGGAGCUGCGCCAGCGCAAGAGAGACCAGCGAGAGAAGGAACGGGACCAGCGGCUGCAGGAGACUAGGACCCAGGCUAUCGCAGGGAGGGCUGGGCACACCACAGAGACGACCACCACACAGAGCACCCAGUCAGCCGAUGGCUUGGCACGCAGCACCGUCACAAAGACCGAGCGGCUAGUCCAGUCUAGCAAUGGUACCAAGACCUCCCGUACCACAACCAUGGAGUCGAGUUAUGUGAAGAGAUCGGAUAAUGGCAACAGCACAUUUGUUCAAACCAAGUCAUCCUACAGCUCCUCUUCCAAGAAGACUGGCAGCAUCUUUGACCGUGAAGAUGAGAGUGCCUCGAGGCAGAGCAGCCUGGCUGCGCUGGAGAGGCGCCAGGCUGAGAAGAAGAAGGAGCUGAUGAAAGCUCAGAGUCUGCCUAAGACAUCAGCCUCACAGGCUCGCAAGGCCAUGAUGGAGAAGCUGCAGAAGGAGGGUGGGAGCUCACCAAACCCCAUAGCGGCACGCACUGCGGUGCAGCGCUCCUCCAGCUUUGGCGUACCCAAUGCCAACAGCAUCAAGCAGAUGUUGCUGGACUGGUGCAGAGCCAAGACCCGGGGCUAUGAGCACGUGGACAUCCAGAACUUCUCAUCCAGCUGGAGUGAUGGCAUGGCCUUCUGUGCCUUGGUGCACAACUUCUUCCCUGAGGCGUUUGACUACAGUCAGCUGACACCCCAGAAUCGUCGCCACAACUUUGAGGUGGCCUUCUCCUCUGCAGAGACGCUGGUGGACUGCGUGCCCCUGGUGGACGUGGAAGACAUGAUGAUCAUGGGGAAGAAGCCGGAUGCCAAGUGUGUCUUCACCUAUGUGCAGUCCCUCUACAACCACCUGCGUCGCCACGAGUUGCGCAUGCGGCAGAAAGAGUGCUAGAGCCUGUCCUGCCUGCCACCCCCUGCUCUCAAGGAGCUGCCUGCCUCAGGAAGGCCUGUGGUGGGGAGGGGCUCUGCCACAGGGCACCCCUAUGCCUCUGCCUUGCUGGAGCCCCCUCUGCCCUGUCCAGCUGUGGGCUGACCACGUGGGCAGGGCAAGGCAGGCACUGCCAGGAUGCUCUGCAGCUUGGCUUGCUUCCCACACACCGGUGUGUUA
This is a messenger RNA of Pezoporus occidentalis (night parrot), 3202 nucleotides long. It is a transcript of the gene SMTN, whose product is annotated as smoothelin. Lineage: Eukaryota; Metazoa; Chordata; Aves; Psittaciformes; Psittacidae. Gene Ontology annotation, molecular function: protein binding. The record is from RefSeq and is a predicted model, not a curated record. Gene Ontology annotation, biological process: actin cytoskeleton organization. Bases 65 to 2986 code for a protein of 973 amino acids. The transcript has 21 exons. Gene Ontology annotation, cellular component: filamentous actin; microtubule organizing center.